Molecule: messenger RNA, 876 nt
Organism: Vigna umbellata (rice bean)
Lineage: Eukaryota; Viridiplantae; Streptophyta; Magnoliopsida; Fabales; Fabaceae
Source: RefSeq, a predicted model, not a curated record
CAUUUUCUCUGACAUAUCAAUGUCCGAUACGAAGGGCAGAUACAUAUAAACACACUCAUUCACUCACCGACACUUCAACCUUAACACGCGCUUCCAUAUUCACCAUUGUUUCAACUUUGUUUUCAUAUAUAUCACCCCAUUUAAAGCCCAUGUUUAUUCCCUCAACAACACAAAAACAUUAUCUAUUCUGAUGGCACCAAGGAUCAAUGAUGCCACACCCAACAGAUCACCCAUGAACAGAGGUUCAUGGACCCCAGAGGAAGACAGAAAGCUUGCCCAAUGCAUUCAAUUUCAUGGUGCAAAGAGGUGGAAGACUAUUGCAGUUAAAUCAGGUUUGAAUAGAUGUGGGAAGAGUUGCAGGCUGAGAUGGCUAAACUAUCUGAGACCUAAUAUCAAGAGGGGAAACAUAUCAGACGAAGAAGAAGAUUUGAUUCUUAGGCUUCACAGACUCUUGGGAAACAGGUGGUCUUUGAUAGCUGGUAGGCUUCCAGGACGAACAGACAAUGAAAUUAAGAAUUAUUGGAAUUCUCAUUUGUGCAAAAAAGUGAAUCAGAGAGAGGAGAGACCAGAAUCUUCAACAACACAUGAAAUUGUUGGCCAGAAUAAGAAUCUUGGGGACAACCUUGCACUGUCAGAGAACGAGGUUGCAACCAACGAAGUUGGUAACUUAGAUGUUAGUUUCAACAUUGAUGAGUUUUUCAACUUCUCUGAGGAAUCCUGUGGGUUAGAUUGGCUGAACAAGUACUUAGAACUUGACCACAUUCCUCAAACCACAGAAAACUCUUAAUUAACAGAGUUUUUAUUAGAGCAUUUCCAAUUAACAACUCCAUUUAAAUUUCUCUUCUUCUUCUUUAAUAAUAUUUACACUUUCUAUAA